CGGCAUUUCCGGGUACGACAUAUAAUAUAAAUACGCUGGUCUCCUGCUCGGCUGUCGAUAGAUUUACACCAAACCAAUGAUUCCUAUAUGUCCAGUAGUGUCCUUCACCUAUGUGCCCAGCCGGCUCGGUGAAGAUGCCAAAAUGGCUACCGGCAAUUACUUUGGAUUUACCCAUGGUGCUGCCGCCCAGUACAGUCAGCAGCCAGGUGCUGGGGUGGCAUACACGCACCCCACCACGGUGGCCAGCUACACUGUCCAUCAAGCACCUGUGGCGGCACACACCGUGGCGGCGGCCUAUGCUCCCACUGCAGCCACACUUGCAGUAGCUAGGCCCGCGCCCGUCGCAGUAGCGGCCGCUACUGCCUCGGCCUAUGGGGGAUACCAGCCAACCCACGCUGCGACUGACUACGGCUACCCUCAGCGCCAACAGGAAGUCCCUCCACCCCCGCCACCGGUCACCUCACAAAACUACCAGGACACCUACUCCUAUGUCCGUUCCACAGCUCCUGCUGUAGCCUACGACAGUAAGCAGUACUACCAACAGGCCACUGCUACAGCAGCGGUCGCUGCUGCACAGCCACAACCCAGCGUGGCAGAUUCCUACUACCAGACAGCCCCCAAACCAGGAUAUAGCCAGGGGGUAACAUCUUACACCCAGAGCCAGCAGAGUCGACAGGUGACCGUGAUAAAGCCAGCUGCUCCCAAUCCAGCCUCAUCCACCUUCUCCAUCUACCCAGUGACUUCCGCUGUCCAGCCUGUGGCCGCUGCCGCGGUCCCGUCUUACUCCCAAAGCCCAACCUACAGCACCAAUGCCGUCACCUACUCUGGAACCUCGUACUCCGGCUACGAGGCAGCAGUUUAUUCUGCAGCUUCAAGCUACUACCACCAGCAGCAGCAGCAGCAGCAGCAGCAACAACAACAACAACAACAAAAGCAGGCAGUGGCAGCUGUAGCGGCAACAGCGGCGUGGACGGGGAACACUUUCACCAAGAAACCCCCUUUUCAGAGCAAGCAGCUUCGGCCCAAGCAGCCGCCCAAACCCCCGAUCCACUACUGUGACGUCUGUAAGAUCAGCUGUGCCGGACCGCAGACUUACAAGGAGCAUCUUGAAGGCCAGAAGCACAAGAAGAAGGAAGCGGCACUGAAGGUUUCCCAAAGCAGCAGCAGCACCAGCAGUGGUAGCGGCGGAGGGGCGCUGGCCCGAAACGCUCAAAACCAGCUCCGCUGUGAACUUUGCGAUGUUUCCUGUACUGGCGCAGAUGCCUACGCUGCACAUAUCCGCGGAGCCAAACACCAGAAGGUUGUGAAGCUUCACACCAAACUCGGUAAGCCCAUUCCCUCUACGGAGCCCAGUAUGGUCACUCAGACAUCGUCCUCCACCACGGCUGCUCCCAGCAAGACCACCACAGCGACCCUGAGCAGCUCCGGCACCAGCGGCUCUCUGUGCAUGUCUGCCACCUCCUCCUCCUCCGCCUCGAACACCAGUUCCAGCGCUUCAUAUCUGAAACCCGUCAACAUAGUCAACAGUGGUAUGGCAGGUGUCAAGAACCCAUUAACCAACAGCCUCUCUGCUGCCAACUCGGUCUCAGUCGGGAAGAAAGUCAACGCCCCCAAGAUCAAUUUUGUUGGUGGAAAUAAAUUGCAGACCACAGCGAAGAUGGACGAAUCCAAAGUGGAGGCUUCUAAGCCUGCAACGCCCUCUUCAGCCACUCAUGACCCCAAGACUGACGUCUCCGAUUCUCUGUCCACAUCGGCCUUGGCUGCACUGCAGAGCGACGUCCAGCCUGUUGGUCAUGACUACGUCGAGGAGGUCCGAAAUGACGAAGGCAAGGUCAUCCGCUUCCAUUGCAAGCUUUGUGAAUGUAGCUUCAACGAUCCAAAUGCAAAGGAAAUGCAUCUAAAAGGACGAAGGCAUCGCCUGCAAUACAAGAAAAAGGUGAACCCAGAUCUGCAAGUGGAGGUCAAGCCCAGUAUCCGAGCCCGAAAAAUUCAGGAAGAGAAGAUGAGGAAGCAGAUGCAGAAAGAGGAGUACUGGAGGAGAAGGGAGGAGGAGGAGCGCUGGAGAAUGGAAAUGCGGCGUUACGAAGAAGACAUGUACUGGAGACGUAUGGAGGAGGAGCAGCACCACUGGGACGACCGGCGACGUAUGCCGGAUGGAGGGUAUCCACAGGGGCCUCCUGGCCCUCCUGGUCUACUCGGAGUCCGGCCCGGCAUGCCUGGCCUGCAGCCUCAGGGUCCUGUGCCUCCCCGUCGGCCCGACUCUUCAGACGACCGCUACGUCAUGACCAAGCAUGCAGCCAUCUACCCCUCGGAGGAUGAGCUCCAGUCCAUCCAGAAGAUCGUGUCGAUCACAGAGCGCGCCCUCAAACUGGUGUCGGACAUCAUUACAGACCAGGACAAGGCCAAGGAUGGAGAAGAGAAAGAGGAGAAGGAACCUGCUAAAGACAGAGCCCUGAAGGGAGUGAUGAGGGUCGGUGUCCUGGCCAAAGGCUUGCUGCUUCGCGGGGACAAGAAUGUCAACCUGGUCCUGCUCUGCUCCGAGAAGCCCACCAAGAGCCUCAUCACCCGCAUUGUGGAGCACCUGCCCAAACAACUAACAGUGGUAACGCCCGAAAAAUACGAGGUCAGCGGAUCCGCCCAGGAAGCGGCGAUCAUCCUGACAUCCUGCACCGAUCCCAAGAUGCGAGUGACGAUCACUCUGACUUCGCCCCUCAUCAGGGAGGAAGGCUGCCGGGACGGAGAUGUAACCUCGGGUAUGGUGAAAGACCCAGCGGACGUCUUGGACAGGCAAAAAUGCCUUGACGCUCUGGCUGCUCUGCGCCACGCUAAGUGGUUCCAGGCUAGAGCCAACGGCCUUCAGUCCUGCGUGAUCAUCAUCCGGAUCCUGAGAGACCUCUGCCAGAGAGUUCCCACGUGGUCGCCCUUCCCGGGAUGGGCCAUGGAGCUGCUAGUAGAGAAGGCCAUCAGCAGCGCCUCCGCCCCCCUGAGCCCGGGUGAUGCCCUGAGACGGGUCUUUGAAUGUAUCUCUUCUGGGAUUUUACUCCCUGGUGGGCCAGGAUUGGUAGAUCCUUGUGAAAAGAGGCCCGUGGAUACCCUCACAACCAUGGGAGAGCAACAGAGAGAGGACAUCACCUCCAGUGCCCAGUUUGCUCUGAGACUCCUGGCGUUCCGUCAGAUCCACAAAGUUCUGGGCAUGGACCCCCUGCCGCAGAUAAACCCCCGCUUCAACGUCCGCAACAGCCGCAAGCGUCGCCGCGACAACAGCGACGGGACGGACAGCUUCGAGGGCGAAGGCAAGAAGGACAAGAAGGAUUACGAAAAUUUCUAAAGCACCUCUAAUAUCAGUUUAAUAUCCAUACAAAUAAUGUACUAACAUGUUGUAUGCGCUGUCUACUGUGUACUGGAUAAGCUCCGGUGUGGCUGUUGUUUUUAUUUACUUCCUUUAAAAGCUACAGAUGUAUCAGUGUAACCGCAGCCUCACUCUGCUCUGUAUUACACAAACCCAAAUGUCAGUUUGUGUACCGUUUUUAGUUGUAGAUUUCUUAAAGUUGGGUUAAAGUUCUCUAGAUAACGCCGUUUUUACCUGAUGUGCUUCUGGGAUAGAAGUGUCAAUGACGAGGAGCAUAGCACCAGCGAUGCUUAACACAUGCCUUCGUCUGUAUAGUUUCAUUCGGAGGUGGACUGUGUUGUUGUUACUAAUGUAAAGCAUUCAUCUGGCCAACUAAAACGUUUUGUUCUAUUUUAAUAUGAAUAACUGUGCUUAAUGCAAGUGAUGUUUGAUGCUGUGGUCUUGUUGCGUAUCAAUGCUCGGCUACACUUAACCAUAAAAGACCUAAGGGGCGUUGCACAGAGAUUCAGAAGAACUUUAGCUGUUGAUAGAGCUUUGUUAGUAGUGAAGUUGUCAGCCCUAAUGUGAUUUUAUGUCCUUUCAUUUUCACAUAUAUAUGGAAGUAUUUGUAUAAUCUUUACUUAGCUAAAAAAAACAACAAAGCUUUGGUUUGUGAAAAAACAUGUUCACCUCGCGCACUGUUUUUUUUUUUUUUUUUUUUUGCUUUUAAAAUGUUGUUUUUCCUUGUUAAUAAGAAACUUUAUUGGCUUGCUUGCCUUUUAACUUGGUUAGGUGCUAAAUUAAGUUCAAUACUGGAAAUGGGAAUAAGAAUCUCGACUGGGAAUGGGAGGGUGACGUGCAGGUCCUGCUUGUGAAUGCUUGCUGUUCUCUGCAUUCCGCUUUACAAUCCCAGAAGCAGAAUAAACGCAUUUCCAGAUUGAAGUCGUUGUGUAUGUUUUGCUGAAUGCGUGGGCUUUCUUUCGUGGUGUACAGAAUAUUUUUUCAAGCAAGGAUUGGCAACACGUAUAUAUUUUUUAAAACUAGUAUUUCCUUUCCUGUUGCAGAUCAAAGGUUUGGGUUG
Messenger RNA from Anoplopoma fimbria (sablefish), 4409 nucleotides. It is a transcript of the gene zfr, whose product is annotated as zinc finger RNA binding protein. Gene Ontology annotation, cellular component: precatalytic spliceosome. The record is from RefSeq and is a predicted model, not a curated record. Gene Ontology annotation, molecular function: single-stranded RNA binding; double-stranded RNA binding; zinc ion binding. NCBI's taxonomy places the organism in Eukaryota, Metazoa, Chordata, Actinopteri, Perciformes, Anoplopomatidae.